UGAAGGUUAAGCCUCAGACGUCUGUCUACACUGGAGACACUGUUACUCUAAGCUGUGAGUUACAGCAGUCUACUGGAUGGACGUUUUUAUGGAACAUUUACCCUCAGCAGCCAAAAUCAUGGACCACUGUAAGAAAAAACAAUAUAAUGGAUGUGACAGUCUCUGAAGAAGCAACUUCAGAAUAUGGUUGCGGUGCACGAAGGGGACAAUACUACACACAUUACAGUGACGUAGUCAAGAUCACAGCAGCUGCGAGACCAAAAGCUGUGGCCUCCAUAAAGCCUGAUCCACAGGUAUUUGAGGGAGAGACUGUCACUCUCAGAUGUAACAUACAGAGAAGAGGCGUCUCUAAGUGGCAGUACAGCUGGAAGAAAGAGGGUUCACUCAGUCCUGUCAGCAGAGAACAGGUGUACACAAUCAGUGGUGCUGAAGAGUCUCAUACAGGUAACUACACCUGUAGAGGAACAGAGGCAGGAGGAUCCCGCUACUCCUACACCAGUGAUGCUGUUACGCUGACUGUAUCAGCAGUGAAACCUAAACCUGAACUCACAUCUAGCCCUCAAGGAGCUGCACUGAUGGGAAACCCAGUGACUCUGUACUGUAAGCUGGAGCAGUCUGCUGGAUGGAGGUUUUACUGGUCCAAACACACACAGAACCCUGAGAAUGAGACCAACACUGCAACACGCUCCUACACCAUCAGUGCAGUGAAGCUUUCUGAUGGAGGCCAGUACUGGUGUAGAGCUGGCAGAGGAAAUCCAGUCUACUACACACACUACAGUGAUGCGCUCUGGGUAAACAUUACUGAUGUGUCUUCUCUAGUCUCUCUGAUCAUCAUUCCCAACAGAACUCAACACUUCAGUGGUCACUCUCUCUCACUGAGCUGUGAGGACCAGAGGAACUCUACUACAUGGAGAGUCAUGCAGGACUCACAAAAUAGGAGUGUGUCAGACUGUCCAUCAGACAUGGGAUCAGUUACAAGCUCUACAUGCAACAUCAGCUCUCUCUCCACAGCCCAUACUGGAAUGUACUGGUGUCAGUCUAAAUCUGUAGGGAGCAGUAAAUCUGUCAACAUCACAGUGCAUGAUGGUGAUGUGAUCCUGGACAGUCCUGUACAUCCUGUGACUGAGGGAGAUCCUCUGACUCUACAAUGUUUAUUGAACAAAACACCUUCAAACCUCAUAGCUUACUUCUAUAAAGAUGGAUCAUUCAUUCAGGACCAGACCACAGGACAGAUAACCAUCCAUGCCAUCUCAAAAUCAGAUGAGGGUCUCUACCACUGUGAAUACCCAGAGAGAAGAGCGUCACCACAGAGCUGGGUCUCAGUCAGAGGCAUUAAAUCAUCAAACAAAUCUAAAUCAAGUGUGUGCUUGUGAAACCGUCGAAUAAAGAAACUGUCAGUUUUAGAGCCGAUCUAUUCAAUGAGGAUUCUACAUAAACCAAACCGUAUAAACCAUCUGAUAUAUUCUUCAGAGCCACCCCAACCAAUAACAAUAAUAAUAAUCAUUAGAGUAGUACUACUACUCUCAUAAUAAUUGAAACCCACG
Molecule: messenger RNA, 1544 nt
Organism: Electrophorus electricus (electric eel)
Lineage: Eukaryota; Metazoa; Chordata; Actinopteri; Gymnotiformes; Gymnotidae
Source: RefSeq, a predicted model, not a curated record